CUCAUACAUUUAGCUUUAGCCAAAAUUAGCUAGCUGUUCAUAUCAUAGAUAAAUCCUGCCGAAUCGAGCGUUUUGCCUCUCAGUCGAAAGCCUAUGCAGGGGUUAUUUAUUUGGUGCUGCCCAGGUGUACAGUGCCAAACAUGUAUAUAAAAGCCUUAUUUCGAUGCAGGGAUAUGCUGAAAGGAGAACUGAUCGUGUGAAAUGCUGGUUAGCUUCAUCAGAGCUAGCUGAGUAGCAGGGGCCGAGAAGCGAAAGUGGCUAACAUUAACGAGGGCUAAGCCUAUCACAACAAGCCUGGCUACUUUAAUAUACCUGCCGUGAGCACAAGAAGAAGGACUGACUGAGAUAGUUCCUUUCCUACGAAGUAGCAGUGGGCGUCUCUAGGGCAGAGCCAUGGGUGCGUUCCUGGACAAGCCCAAAACGGAGAAGCACAACUCACAUGGUGAGGGCAACGGCCUGCGCUACGGGCUCAGCUCCAUGCAAGGGUGGCGGGUGGAGAUGGAGGAUGCUCACACAGCUGUGUUGGGACUUCCAGCUCCCGGUAUGACUGACUGGUCCUUUUUUGCCGUGUACGAUGGUCAUGCUGGCUCUCGGGUUGCCAACUACUGCUCUAAGCAUCUUCUGGAACACAUAAUCACUGCCAGCUUAGGGGCCGGAGGUGCGCAGGGUUCCCAGGGUGGAUCAGGCGGCUCUGCCAGUGACCCUCCAACGCCGGUUCCUCCUACUGUGGAGGCUGUGAAAGCUGGGAUCCGGACAGGCUUCCUGAGGAUUGAUGAGCACAUGCGCAGCUUCUCUGACCUCCGUAACGGCGUGGAGCGUAGUGGCUCUACAGCAGUGGGCAUUCUCCUGUCACCCGAGCAUUUCUUUUUCAUUAACUGUGGCGAUUCCCGAGCUGUUCUGUACCGCAAUUCACACGUGUGCUUCUCCACUCUUGACCACAAGCCCUGCAACCCACGCGAGAGAGAGCGCAUCCAGAACGCAGGUGGCUCCGUGAUGAUUCAGAGGGUGAACGGGUCGCUGGCCGUAUCGAGGGCCUUGGGGGACUACGAUUACAAGUGCGUGGAUGGCAAGGGCCCCACGGAGCAGCUAGUUAGCCCUGAACCAGAGGUGUCUGCGAUGGUUCGGGCACCGGAGCAGGAUCAGUUUGUGAUUCUGGCAUGUGAUGGUAUCUGGGAUGUCAUGUCCAAUGAGGAGUUGUGCGAGUUUGUGAAAUCUAGGCUUGAGGUGUGCGAUGACCUUGAGAGAGUCUGCAAUGAAGUGGUGGACACCUGCCUGCACAAGGGGAGUCGGGAUAACAUGAGUGUUGUGUUAGUGUGUUUACCCAACGCUCCCAAAGUGUCAGAGGAAGCUGUGAGGAAAGAAGCAGAGCUCAACCAAUAUCUGGAGUCUAGAGUGGAAGAGAUGCUUUCAAGGCCAGGGGAGGAGGGCUUUCCAGACCUGGUAACGGUGAUGAGGAACCUGUCCACCGACAGCGGCAUGCCCACUCUGCCACCAGGGGGUGGUCUCGCCAGCAAACGCAGCGUUAUCGAAGCAGUAUACAACCGUCUGAACCCACACAGGGAGGAAGAUGGACCCUCCUGUUUCAUUUGACUGGAGCGGAUUUGGAGUGCCACUGGUAGCUGUCCAGCACAACUGCCUGAUCCAAAACAACAGGACCACUAUUUCCACACGAGAUCACACCCAUAGUCACCUUUUAAUUUCCUCUGGGAUUUAUUUUUAUUUUUCAUUUUUUUCCCACACUGAGAGAUUAAUGGAAGCAGAAAUAUUGGUUUGUAAAACAUGGAGGACUGCAAGACAAAUUGUGUUGGUUGUUUUUAUUGAACAAAAACUGCAUUCACGUUCCAAAAGCAGGACAUCUAGAGUAUCAGAGGAGAGGCACACAAGCACAGUUUCUCUUGGCCCUUUGCUUUCUUACUUUCUUUGAGGUGGUUGUUUUUGUUGUGGAUUGACAGAGAUGUGAGAGCAGCCCUGCUCUGGAUUCUUUGGGGCUCUUUUGGUGCCUUGCUCAGACCUGAGAGAGAAGAGAGGACCUCAACCCGACAGCCAGCCGACCAUUACCAAAAACCAGCCACUCGCAGGUGUUUGUAAGACUGAAUAGACUGAAGUGGUUUUGUGGCAUUAUUAGUUUUUUUUGAAGUGUGAACUUCUCUGGGAGCUAAUUGACCUGCGAUCCCCGCUAAGCUACGCUGUCCAGUCCUGGUUCAGGGGCGUCACUGCCCCCAGCUUCAAAACUCACCAAUCAAAGACCUCUGAGGAGCAUUUCUGAGAGUCCGUUUGGCAACAAAUUUCAGUUCAGCUUCUCCGUAUUGAACUAAAACAGGACGUGGGCUGGCGGCUGCACACAGGUUGAACUCAUGGCGACUCCUCUUUGCACGUCUCUGCUCACUUCCUCUCCUCUCGUCUCCUAAAGGACGCUGUCAAACAGACGAUUCGUCACUCUUCCCUUCCGUCUCUCUCCUCAUCUUCGCCUCCUCCGUCUCUUCAUGCGACAGAAGGGACUCGGCGGUCGCCUGCAUCAGCAGACGUCGCCAGAAUCAUAAGCUUUUGAUCCUGCUGUUGUUAAAGAUAUAGAAAGAUAGAAAUGAUUAUGUAUUAAAUUCAUAUAUAGAUAUAUAUAAACACAAAGAUAUAUAUUUUGAUUUGUUUGUUUCAUCUAAAUUCGCAGCAUAGGAAUCGUUGUGGCCUACUGUGCAUGUGGUCUGUGUUCCCACACAGCAGCGUUCCAAAGACAGGGUUUAAGGUGAAGGAAUUCCAACCUCACUUUCUUCUUUCAACACAUCCACACUCGGUCCUGCUCACACUACAACUCGCCUUUUCUAUCUUUCCAAUAUCCCGUGUGGGGAAAAAAAGCCUCUUUUUGUUUUGAUUGAAAAAAUUUUGUCAUUUACCUUUUUAAAACGAUUUUUUAAAUGUUUUUUUGGUUUAUAUGGCUUAUCUGAGUGUUAUUGCUGUGGUCCUGUUCCACACGGAUAAAACAAGGGGAGCACAACACACACCUUGUACAGCAUAUUGGGAGAGAAGUUUUUUUAUUUUGGUGUUUCACUGUAUGAAGUAAAGGAGGGAAUCUGUGGAUGGAGGAGAAUACAGAUCUACACGUGGGGUUUGGUUCACACUGUUAAUGAAAAUGCUGAUAUGUUUCCACGGUUACCUUCAUGGACUUUGCCUCAAAAGGUGCUGAGAAAAAAAGCCCCUGUGUGACUCUUUGGAUUAACCCGGAAUCUGUUUAAUUUCGCCGAGCACUAAAAAAACCCACAGAUUUUUCAGUCAUUUUGAAACAAAUAUGUGGAUACACACACUUUGAGAGUGUAUUCUAUUCUUUAGAUGAUUUAAAAUACGCUUUAAAUAUAUACAAACCUGUAAUAUACACUUUUUCAUUCAUUCAAUGGCAACUUCAUCGUGCUUUUUGCCUGAAGUGGCAGUAUUGAAAGAGAAUAGGCCUGACAGAGUUGGCUGGCUGGUUAAUGUUCUUGUGGUACACUUGCUCUUGGUGCCAUAUGACGGAUAGGUACUUGAAUGUGUAGUUCUUUUUGGAGUUGUUUUAAUGCGAUGAUUGCUUUUUCUUUGUUUUUGUGGUGGAGGGAGCGGGAGGGGUGGGAUCUAUAGCGGUGCAUGUUUUGUGAUUGAGGGAGGGAGGAGUGUAUUUUGUGUGUGAGAUGCACUGGGCGGGUGGGGACGAUGUGUUCGGCGUGGUGGAAACGCAACGUUAAAGAGGAAGAGUGACAGAAGAACAACUUGGAGAGAAGUAGAACACAUUAGGAUCCUUAUUUUGCUUGAAUUAACCUCAAAAUGACAUAUUUUUCCCUGUCUGAUUUGAUGCUGUUCCUAAAUCAUUCCCAUCGUGGAUUUUAUAUGUGGUAUCCUCUACCUUUUUAACGUUGUUUAAGGUUUCACCGCACUGAACACAGUCUUCAGUUUAGGUUUAUGUUUAAGCUACAACAGACACUGGGCUCAGAGAGGAAUUAAGGGCGAGACGGAGGGAUGUUUAUUUUUCUGAAUGUAAUUAUUCAUUAUUCACACUGAUUCCACUGCAUGGACUGAAUACGAGCAGCACUGCAGCGUCACACUCUCUCCUCAGUCAUUUAAUGACAAAACAAGCUCUCUCGGCUUCCUUUGUUUUGACAAAAGUAUACAUACUUGACCAUUAUUCUGGUUGUGGAAUAUAAUAUCAGAACUCGCGCAGGAAGAUUUCACUUCACACAGAGGAGACUUUGGAGGUUUGGUGAUGCCUGAAUGAUUUGACCCUGACUUGUUGCUAUGAUUUGCAGAUAUGUUAAGUAAAGAGAAUUUUACAAAGCAUAUUGUCUGGUGAACCUGUCAGUUAUUGUGGGAUGGCUGGGUCGAUGGAACGUUGAAGGCGCCAGAAGGGAGAAUUUGGCAGCACAGCAUCAGAUAUGACAUUCCUGGAGUGCCUGUUUUGUUUUUGUUUUUUUUGAAUGAAAAUGAACCGGAAAACUCCCCUCUAUGCAGUCUGUUAAAACUAAUGUGUGUGAUGGCAAAGAUACAUCCCAGAUUGUUUUUUAUUUAUUUCAGCUCUUAUUAAAAUGCUGUAUUUUGAGGACAGAAUGAGCUAAUCUUCACCUUCAACAGGACUGAUAGAGGGGAAGGGAAAUAUUCCUGCCUGCACCUUCUAAUUCCCUGGUAUGCUGUUGUGAUGUUUACAGAUGAUCCCGUAGAUAUAAACAUCAAUAAAAGAUGGAUUUAAGUUUA
Amphiprion ocellaris (clown anemonefish) is the source of this 4707-nucleotide messenger RNA. It is a transcript of the gene ppm1ba, whose product is annotated as protein phosphatase, Mg2+/Mn2+ dependent, 1Ba. Gene Ontology annotation, biological process: negative regulation of canonical NF-kappaB signal transduction; positive regulation of canonical NF-kappaB signal transduction; protein dephosphorylation. The record is from RefSeq and is a predicted model, not a curated record. The coding region runs from base 394 to 1590 and encodes 398 amino acids. Gene Ontology annotation, cellular component: cytosol; nucleus. Gene Ontology annotation, molecular function: manganese ion binding; magnesium ion binding; protein serine/threonine phosphatase activity. Lineage: Eukaryota; Metazoa; Chordata; Actinopteri; Pomacentridae. The transcript has 7 exons.